AAGAUACAAUACAUAAACACUGUUAUAGUUGAUCCAUUCCUAGACUGUUCAGCUAUCAAAUGUAUAAAAAAUGUUAUAUAUUAUAAGGCUACGACUAUUACGAUACGAAUCGAGCAAAUCCUAAAGGCCAUGUCGACACCAAUAGAGCCUCACCUAAUCAUAUAUAACAAACACACACAAAAGACCAUUUCUUCAUAAGAAGAAUAAACAAAAGAGGAAAGUAACAUUAGGACAAUGUUGAAAAUAGAAAAGAAAACGGUAAGAACAAUUGCAAACAAAGAAAAGAAUAGGUAUGCAAAAUGAAAUGUGUCCAUUUAGAUAGAUCGAUGUACAUACGACCAAAAACGAAGAAGAACUCUUUUUAUAUGAUCUAAUUGCAUCAUAUAUCUAAGAAAAAGUAACACGAAAUUACAAAAGGCUGUUAGCACACAAAAAAAAAAGAACAAAGCGGUGUGAAAUCGGGGAAAUGAUCGAAAAAGAGGAGAAAAAACAUUAAUUAAUCAUAAAAAUCUAAAGAAAGAAAGAGGAAAGGGUCAAGAGAGCAUAUAUUCCCUUCUCCAACAGAACCCCACUCAUGUUUCCUGAUAUGGAGUGAGAGAAGAAAGAUAGAGGACAACAUCAACCACUCCAAAGAUUUAUAUAUACAUAUAAAUCUCCAUAUCUUUGCAACCAAACCCAACAAUCUUUGAAAACAAAUAAGUGAACAAACCUUUCGUUUUAUUUAUAUUUAUUGGGGUCGUUCUUGAUUGUAUACUAGAAGGAGAGAUUUGUAUGUGUUUAUUAAUGGAGAGCAACACUACUAAUGGUAAUAAUCAGAAGACAAAGAUGAGUCUUGUGUUGUCAACAGAUGCUAAGCCCAGAUUGAAAUGGACAUGUGAGCUUCAUCACAGAUUCAUUGAAGCCGUUAAUCAACUCGGUGGACCAAACAAGGCAACACCUAAGGGUUUGAUGAAGGCUAUGGAGAUUCCUGGGCUUACUUUGUAUCAUCUAAAGAGCCAUUUACAAAAAUAUCGACUAGGAAAGAGCCUGAAGUUUGAUGAUAACAAUCUUGAAGCAGAUUCCUCUGCUUCAGAAACCCAAGAAGCUGAGAGUAAAAACGUCUCUGCAGAUUUCAGAGGCAGUGUCAACGUAGAAAACAACAAUCCAGCUAACGAAGGCGUGCAGAUCACGGAAGCUUUACAGCUGCAGAUGGAAGUUCAAAAGAAACUUCAUGAACAAAUCGAAGUUCAGAGGCAUUUACAAGUGAAGAUUGAGGCACAAGGCAAGUAUUUACAGUCAGUUUUACUGAAAGCUCAACACACUCUCGCUGGCUACACAUCUUCCACUCUUGGCAUGGACUUUGCGAGAACCGAACUCUCUAGAUUAGCUGCAAUGGUGAAUCAGAGUUCUUCGUUCUCGGAGCUAACACAAGUGGAAGAAUACAAAGAAGAAGGAUUCUUGUGGUGCAAGAAACCAGAAAACAGAGGAAUUACACAUCCAAGACGUUCAGUUGAGAGCUCGUUGACAUCUUCAGAGAGCUCAGAUACAAAUCUGAAUAAAAACAACGACGAGAGAAUGUCAGUGGAGCUUCCGUUGAUGGAGAUCAAAUCAGAAAAGCAGACGGAGAAGAAGAAGAGGAGCCUAAACGAUGUCGUUUGCAUGGAACGCCAGCCUCCAAAGAAGAGGAAUCUUGGAGCUUAUGAUGAUGAUGAUGAUGAACACCUGAGGUUGAGUUUGAAUAGUUACAAGAAAGACAUGGGGACGUGUCCGAACAUAGGACUAGGGUUUAAUUGAAAAAAGUAAUCACUUUAAUAUUAUAAAUAUUUUUAAAAAGUCCUAUGUAUCUGCGUAGAUUUCCAUAUAUAUAACAUAAAGUGGAGAUUUUGUGAGAAA
This is a messenger RNA of Brassica napus (rape), 1872 nucleotides long. Its product is annotated as myb family transcription factor PHL8-like. Lineage: Eukaryota; Viridiplantae; Streptophyta; Magnoliopsida; Brassicales; Brassicaceae. The transcript has 6 exons. The record is from RefSeq and is a predicted model, not a curated record. The coding region runs from base 772 to 1773 and encodes 333 amino acids. Gene Ontology annotation, molecular function: DNA-binding transcription factor activity; DNA binding.